This is a messenger RNA of Bicyclus anynana (squinting bush brown), 700 nucleotides long. Its product is annotated as membrane-associated progesterone receptor component 1. The transcript is spliced from 3 exons. Bases 49 to 573 code for a protein of 174 amino acids. Gene Ontology annotation, cellular component: endomembrane system; membrane. Lineage: Eukaryota; Metazoa; Arthropoda; Insecta; Lepidoptera; Nymphalidae. The record is from RefSeq and is a predicted model, not a curated record.
AGUGUUCAGUCCAAUUCAACUACCCACGGUAUAGAGACGCGUUAUAAAAUGGCGGAAACUGACGCCGUUAGUUUUUGGGAUGAGCUGACUAGCCCAAUCAAUUUAGUAUUGGUGUUUUUUAUUUUGUACCUUGUUUAUAAGAUAGUAAAGUCGCAUUUUGAAAGUGUGGAGCCCGCGGCGCCGCCUCCGCCGCCGAUGCCCAAGCUCAGGAAGGACAUGACGGUUGCGGAAUUGAAGAAGUACGAUGGAACUGACGCGGAAGGGCGUGUGUUACUUGCUGUCAACGGAAUAAUCUUCGAUGUGACGAGAGGGAAACGAUUCUACGGACCGGGUGGUCCCUACUCAGCGUUUGCCGGCAAGGACGCUACCAGAGGCCUUGCCACCGGACAGGUAGCUGCUUCGGACACGGAGUACGAUGACGUCAGCGAUCUCAGCCCAGAUGAAGUUGCGUCGGCCAAAGAAUGGGAAGACCAAUUUAAAGAAAAAUACGACAUCGUAGGACGACUUCUCAAGCCCGGCGAGACUCCAACCGUGUACAGUGAGGAAGAUGCCGAAGACAAGAAAUCGCUGUAAAUCUUAGAAUAUUUUUCCAAAUCUUGUGAUAUUUUACUACCAAGUAAGUUUGUUGGGUUAUGUUACUAAAAUAGUUAUAGAAAAUGUUUUACGAAUGUAAGCUAUUAAAUUUUAUUACACAUUUUAA